UCAGUUAGUGACCGUCGUCCCGAUCAAUCAGGACGCCGGUCGGGACUCAGUUGCUCUGUUCUCUGUCUCCCCCCAGUGGACGCCUCGGCCUCGUCGGAGGACGAAGACGAAGAUGAUGAGUCCUCGUCGGAGGAAACCAAGCAGCCCAGUAGUCAGAAGCUGCUGCCCAUGUCCCCCCAGUGGGCUCACCCGGAGAAAAUGGAGAAGAAGCUCCACGCCGUCCCCGCCAGCAAGACGGUCAAGUUCCGAUGUCAGGCCAGCGGGAACCCGACGCCGACCCUGAAGUGGUUCAAGAACGGCAAGGAGUUCAAGAAAGACCAUCGCAUCGGAGGGUUCAAGGCGGGGCUGCCGGCCAAUCGGACGGUCCCGGUGGGCAGUGACGUGGAGUUUGAGUGUAAGGUUUUCAGCGACCCGCAGCCGCACAUCCAGUGGCUGAAGCACAUCAAGGUCAACGGGAGCCGCGUCGGCCCCGACGGUAUGCCCUACGUCCGAGUCCUCAAGACCGCUGGCCUUAACACCACCGACAAGGAAAUGGAAGUCCUCCAACUGAGGAACGUGUCUUUCGAAGACUCGGGGGAGUAUACCUGCUUGGCAGGGAAUUCUAUCGGGUUCUCGCAUCACUCUGCAUGGUUGAUCGUGUACGAAGGUACCAGUAGUUCUGUCACUUCCUGUCUAUCGUCCGACCUCCCCGACCUCGACUUCCGACCUCGCCUUAUC
Molecule: messenger RNA, 717 nt
Organism: Cynoglossus semilaevis (tongue sole)
Lineage: Eukaryota; Metazoa; Chordata; Actinopteri; Pleuronectiformes; Cynoglossidae
Product: fibroblast growth factor receptor 1-A-like
Exons: 4
Cellular component (GO): plasma membrane
Molecular function (GO): fibroblast growth factor binding; fibroblast growth factor receptor activity
Source: RefSeq, a predicted model, not a curated record